This is a messenger RNA of Trichoplax adhaerens, 189 nucleotides long. RefSeq lists its product as uncharacterized. The annotation marks the transcript as partial. The transcript has a single exon. NCBI's taxonomy places the organism in Eukaryota, Metazoa, Placozoa, Uniplacotomia, Trichoplacea, Trichoplacidae. The record is from RefSeq and is a predicted model, not a curated record. Gene Ontology annotation, molecular function: protein dimerization activity.
CGUCGACUAUUAAUUAAUGAACGGGAACGACAGAGAAUGCAUAGUUUAAACGCUGCUUUGGAUCGUCUAAGAUCUGUUGUACCACACUAUCCUAGUGAUCGCAAGUUAUCCAAAAUUGAAACGUUAUUAUUAGCUCAAAAUUAUAUUGUAGCGCUAACAGAAGCGCUUAAUUCUGUUCGUGGUCCUCAA